CGCACGUCAGACGAGGCCGCGGUCGGGAGAAGAGUUGGGAGUCUUUGGCUUACCUGCUGCUGCAGGGCUGUCUGCGCCAUCUGUCAGAAGCUUGAUGCUGCUGUUGGCGCUGAGCGGCCCGUGGGCCGCCAGACUGCGGUCCGGCUUGACGAGGGUGACGCCGUGGUCGGCCGCUGCGCUCCGAGGCUCCAGGGCAGCUGUCUCGGUGCCGGUCGGAAGCGGGAGCGUGGGGUUGCGGGGAGCCGCGGGGCUUCUCCGGCCUCCCGGGCGAGCGCAGAUAUCUAUUUGUUGGGAAGGAUGUGUUCGAUGUUUACAUACACAACUUGAAAAAUCAGAAGAUGGAAGGUUGAUUUAUACUGGGAAUCUGGCCCGAACAGUAUUUGGUGUCAAGUGUUUCUCCUAUUCUACAAGUGCUCUCAGCCUCGCAUUUCUACCAUACAUCUUUGCACAGAAUAAUAUUAUAUUUGGAAGUCUGCCUCUGCAAAUCUUAUUUUAUAGCGUCAUAGGAAGCUUUACAGUGAUCACCCCACUGCUGCUGCAUUUCGUUACAAAAGGCUAUGUCAUUCGGUUGUACCAUGAGGCUACAACAGACACUUAUAAGGCCAUUACUUAUAGUAUUAUGCUUUCAGAAACAAGUACAGUGUUUCAUCAGAAUGAUGUGAAGAUUCCAGACAGCACACACAUGUUUACCACAUUUUAUGCUAAAACAAAAUCAUUGUUAGUUAAUCCAUUGCUCUUUCCAAACCCUGAAGACUAUGACCAUUUAAUGGGUUAUGACAAGCCGUUUACUUUUGAUAUGGAAGAGGCCAGUAAAAAGGAACAGCUUAAAGAUGGGAAAUGAAUCUAUUGUCUGUAUGUUUGUGCUUAAGUGUGAUUUAUCUUUCAAUAUACAAUAUUAAAAUUGCCUUUUAUAUUGUG
Choloepus didactylus (southern two-toed sloth) is the source of this 918-nucleotide messenger RNA. It is a transcript of the gene TMEM70, whose product is annotated as transmembrane protein 70. Lineage: Eukaryota; Metazoa; Chordata; Mammalia; Pilosa; Megalonychidae. Gene Ontology annotation, cellular component: mitochondrial membrane. The record is from RefSeq and is a predicted model, not a curated record. The transcript is spliced from 3 exons. Gene Ontology annotation, biological process: mitochondrial proton-transporting ATP synthase complex assembly. Bases 95 to 841 code for a protein of 248 amino acids.